This is a messenger RNA of Mya arenaria, 1074 nucleotides long. RefSeq lists its product as uncharacterized. NCBI's taxonomy places the organism in Eukaryota, Metazoa, Mollusca, Bivalvia, Myida, Myidae. The record is from RefSeq and is a predicted model, not a curated record. Bases 1 to 1074 code for a protein of 357 amino acids. The transcript is spliced from 5 exons.
AUGCAUGUGUUGCUGUGCCGACAAAAGUAUUAUAAGCACCGGAAGAAGGCCUUCCUCAAUCCAGACAAAUAUGUGUCAAUUAUUAUUGACAACAUGGACCAGUCAAAAACAAAGCUACCAUCAUUUGCACAGUUUUCGAAGGUUGAUGCCCACCUCGCAAGACUGCAACAUCAUGUAACAGGUGUGCGUGUUCACCAUCUCGAGAGGCUGUAUCUGAUUACUUGGACUGAUAUACUACAUCCAGACUCCAAUGUUAUGCUGAACUCCUUGGUGUAUGUCCUUAAUGACAUAAGUCAGAGCAAUGAGGGUAAAUUGCCACCAACGCUGUACCUGCAGUGUGACAAUUCAGCAAAGGAUAAUAAGAAUGCGUUUGUGCUGAUCUUCAUGGCUUGGUUGAUUCAGCUGAAGGUUUUCAAAAAGAUCAAGCUGGGAUUCCUCAUGGUUGGCCAUACCCACGAAGAUGUGGACCAGUCAUUUUCUGUGGUAGCCACACAUCUAGGAAAAAUGAAUGUUACAACGCAACCCAUUUUAAUGCAGGCAUUGAGAUGUGUUACCUCUCCACCUCCUUCCAUACUUCACAUGACUGGGUUACAUGAUUACAAACAAGCAAUGGAGAAAUGUAGAGGCAUGUUUGUAGGGAUAUCUACACCUCAUCAAUUUGUUUUGCGGCAAGAAGGAUCAUCUGUCCAAAUCCGCUUCAAGAAAUGGCCACGACCAUCCGACAAGGAGGAGGUGAUAACCCUCCCCGCAGAGACCAUUCCUAGUUUGGCUGGAGAGGUCACAGCCCAGGCCAAUCCCAAAUGCAAAAUGGAAACUGAAAAAAUGAUGGGGGACAUGAGAAAGUGGGAGGCAAGUGGGAGGCUUUCCACUGAGGAAUUGGGAUGGUGGCACCGCUACCUUCGUCGUGUAGGGGUGCCUUAUUGCAAUGUGCCAUACGUUUCAUACCUUCCUCAGUACACGCCAUACUCGCCAGUAAUGUCAAGCAAUGUUAGGACCGCAUUGGCAGCCAUACAAGUCCAUGAAAAAAGGGACCAUGAGCAGGCCAAAAUGAAGGUUAAAAAACGGAAGCAUUGA